Messenger RNA from Neogale vison (American mink), 6269 nucleotides. RefSeq names its product fer-1 like family member 5 (gene FER1L5). Gene Ontology annotation, biological process: macrophage activation involved in immune response; plasma membrane repair; vesicle fusion. Gene Ontology annotation, molecular function: calcium-dependent phospholipid binding; calcium ion binding. Bases 1 to 6201 code for a protein of 2066 amino acids. The transcript is spliced from 53 exons. The record is from RefSeq and is a predicted model, not a curated record. Gene Ontology annotation, cellular component: cytoplasmic vesicle; membrane; T-tubule. NCBI's taxonomy places the organism in Eukaryota, Metazoa, Chordata, Mammalia, Carnivora, Mustelidae.
AUGCUGCGGCUGGUCGUGGAUUCAGCUACGAUUAACCCACCCCUCAGCCCCCCACCCAGACCCUGCGUGACUGCCUACUUCCGAGAUAUCAAGAGGAGAACUCAUGAAGCGGAAGGGAAUAACCCCAUAUGGAAUGAGACCCUGAUCUGGUACCUCUGGGACUGCCCCCUACAAAAUGACUCUUUUCUGCAAAUCAUCCUUCGGGACGUGGGUGCAGCAAAGAAAGACAGAUUCAUUGGGCUGGCCACAAUACUGCUCCAGCCCUUGGUGAAAAAACCGAGUGAGGUCCUUUCUUUGAAGGACUUGAACCUGCUUAACCAUCUCAUGCAGUCCACAGAUUGCACUGUCACCCUACAUGUGACCCUUGCGAGAAAACAGUAUGCAUCAAAAUUAGGUGAUGACGACCUCCUGGGCCCAAGUGCCCAAGAGGUGGCCAGGCGGAAACUGAUGGUCCCUGGCUCCGGCAUGCCCAUGGCUCUGUCCUCGAAGCCUCAGCACUUUCAGGUCCGAGUGAAGGUAUUUGAAGCCCGACAGCUCAUGGGCAACAACAUCAAGCCGAUGGUGAAUGUGGUCAUUGGAGGCUACCAGUACAACACGCGGAUCAAGAUGGGAAACAACCCUUUCUUCAACGAGAUCUUCUUCCAGAAUUUUUAUGAGGUACCUGCUAAGUUAUUUGAUGAGACCAUCUUAAUCCAGGUGAUGAAUUCCACACUGAUGAGAUUCAACUCAGAGAUCGGGAGAUUCCAAACAGAUAUCGGGUUUAUCUACUAUUCUCCAGGUCACACACUCUUGAGGAAAUGGUUAGGCCUCUGCCAGCCGAAUGAACCCAACAGUGGUGUGAGAGGCUACCUGAAAGUCACCAUCUGUGUCCUCGGUGUGGGAGACCAGGUUCUGGUAGAUCAAGAGAUGCCCUAUGGGGCUGAUGACACCACUACUGAGAUCUUCAAGUCAACGGUGGUCCCAACCAACGUAGCCUACUUACAGUUCUUCAUCUACUGCGCAGAGGAUCUUCAUCUCAAGAAGCAGCACUUAGUGAGUCCUGUGUUGGAGGUGGAACUAAUUGGGGAAAAGCUCAAGACAAAUGUGCUGACUGAAACUGAGAACCCGAUAUGGAACCAGAUCCUGACCUUCCAGAUUCAGCUGCCCUGCCUCUCCAGCUACAUCAAGUUCAGAGUCCUGGACUGUCCCAAGAACAGUUGCCAGGAUGAGAUUGGGACCGUCAGCCUGUUCCUCAACCAGAUCUCAUCUACUGGAGCAGAAAUAGAAGGAAUGUACUCUGGCUUCCUACCCUGUUUUGGCCCCAGCUUCCUGACUCUCCGAGGGGGUAAAAAGGCCCCUUUCAGGAUCCAGGAAGAAAACACUAAUAUUCCCGACUCUCUUAAGGAUGGUCUAACUUAUCGAGGCCGAGUCUUCCUGGAGUUAUCCACCCACGUCACUUCCCAUCAAGACCUUAAGAGGAAAGAUCUCUCCUCCGAAGUGACCAGUAUAGAGAGACAUCAUCACCGCCAGAAGUAUGGGCUGUGUGUCAUCUUCCUUUCCUGUACCAUGAUGCCCAACUUUAAGGACCUGAUCCAGUUCGAGGUCAGCAUUGGCCACUAUGGAAACAAGAUGGACCUGAAUUACAAGCCUUGUGUCUCAACCACACAGUACAGCCCAGUGAUAUAUGAUGGGAACAUCUACCAUUAUGUGCCCUGGUACAACACCAAGCCAGUAGUGGCUGUGACCUCCCAAUGGGAAGACGUCAGCUUCCGCAUGAACUGCCUCAACCUCCUCCACUUUACUCGGGACCGCCUGAAAGCCAAUCUGGACACCCUGAAAUCCAUAAGGAAUCCAAGAGACCCUGCUCUGCUCCCCCAGUGGGAGAAGCUGCUGAGGGAACUGGUGGAGGACUGCAAACACCCUCUGCCCUGCAUGGCCCAUCAGCCCAGAGCCACCGAGCUGGACAAGAAGAGGUGGCAGCUCCGCAGCCGCCUCCUGCAGGAACUGUCCCAAAAGGCCAAGGAAGUUAAGCCCAGGAACAUGGUGGCCACCGUGGAAGACUGGCUGUACCGCCUCAACGCCGUUCUCCCUGAGCCCCAAAUGAGCCUCCCAGACGUGAUGAUCUGGCUGACGUCCAAGGAGCAGCGGGUGGCCUAUGCACAGGUGCCGACCCACAGCAUCCUGUUCUCCCCAACAGGGGCUCUGCACUCCGGCAGGUUCUGUGGGAAGACACAGACCCUCGUUCUGCAGUACCCAGAGGGUGAAGGACAGGACAUGCUGCCGGCCCACCUCCGGGUCUGCAUGUGGUUUGGCAACGUCUUGGACAGCAAGAAUCUGCAGCUGCUGCGCGAGGGUGAGGUGGUCGUGUAUGCAGAGACGUACGAGAACCAGGCCAAGUAUAAAGACCAGUGGGGACAGCAGGGGCUAUACCACUGCCCCAACUUCUCGGACGUCAUGGGCCACAAGGCCCUCCCCAAGGAGGAUUUCCAGGCACCCCAAGGAUGGCACUGGCAGGGGCAGUGGACAGUGGAGCCUCAGAGGAGACUCCUCCUGGAUGUAGACAUCAACAAGAGCCAGGUGCUAGAGGAGGUGUAUGAGAACCAGUGUCGUGACACCACGGGGGCCUGGGUGCAGGCAGCCAUCCCAAACACGGACAUGAAUGGAGAGCCCGUGGAGGCCCGGGAGAAUAUGCAGUGUCCCCGAGGCUGGCAUGUUAAGGAGAGCUGGAUCGUGGAGCUGAACCACGCGGUGGACAGUGAGGGCUGGGAAUACGGAGUGGCGAUUGAGCCGUCGGGCCAACCUCGGGUCUGGAACUCAGUGGAAAAGACCUACUACUCAUGCCGCCGGCGGCGCUGGGUACGUGUGCGCUGCCGGAACCACGGGAAGCUGAGCCUGGAGGAGGAGACCCUCUCCUUCCUGCAGCUGGUGAGAGGGCUGCCUGGGUGGGAUGAGGAGGGCUGGGAGUAUGGCACCUUUGGCUCCAAGUUCCACCUGAACCCUCAGCCCCAGAGCCAGUUCCGCCGCCGCUGCUGGCACCGCAGGAUGGUCCCGAACAAGGACAAGGGCAUUGCACCCAUAUUCCUCCUGGAGGGAUCCUUGGGUAUGGAUCUGAAAGAGAAGGGCAGGAAGGAAGAGAUGAGGCUGACACAGGCUCCAGACAAAACAAUCAGGAGCUCCUGGAGGCCUGCCCAAGAGGACAUCCAGCUACAUGCCCUACCCUUCAUCUACUGCAUCUUCAACAAGCCCCACUACUAUCAGCUUUUCUGCUACAUCUACCAGGCCCGGAACCUAAUGUCCAACCAGAUCCAGACAUUCCAGGUGCCCUUCAUUCGGUUGGUCUUCUUGAACCAUAGCCAGUGCACCCAAACCCUGAAGAGCUCUGCAGCCCCAACGUGGGCCCAGACACUCAUUUUCCAGCACCUUCUUCUGUACGAGAACCCUGAAGACACCAAAGCAAGCCCUCCACUUGUGGUCUUGGAACUGUGGCAGCAGAACGCCCAGGGAAAGGAGAGUUUGUGGGCCCGGAGCAUGUGGUCCCCGGUGGUCUGGCUGGAUGUCCAAAAACGGACCCUGCCCCCUCUGAGGUGGCACCCCCUUGUAAAAUUGCUAGGGGAGAAAGAGGGUGAGAUCCUGGUAUCCUGUGAGCUGAUCCUUGAGACUGAGAGUGUCAAAGAGAGGCCGCCAAUCUUAAGUGUUCCCUGGAAGAACGGAGUCUACACACUCCCCAAGAGCAUCCAGCCAACACUAAAGAAAAUGGCUGUGGAGAUUCUGGUCUGGGGCCUUCGGAACAUGAAACAGGUGCAUUCCCCCCAGCUCCUGGUAGAAUGCUGGGAAGAGUCCCUGCAGACAGAGCCCAUCAAGGACUUCCAGACCAACCCUAACUUCAAGCAGUCAGUCCUCUUCCUCACGCUGUUCAUCCCCACAGAGGAGGCCUAUGCGCCACCCCUCACACUGAAGGUGGUGGACAAUCAGGACUUCGGCCAGCAGACCGUGGUGGGUCAGGCCAACAUCCACUCCCUACAGCCCUACUUCUGCGACCCCUGGGCUAAGGACUACGUGCCUCCACAGCUCCCAAUGCUGUCUGUGAACAAGUACCAGAAGCUCCUAGAUUACUUCUAUGAAAAGUUCUGGAUCAGUCCCAGCACAGCUCAGGGAGGUGGUGGGUGCAGCAUGACCCUGGUCAGGGGAGGGCUCUGGUGCCUUCUCCCCAAGGGCCAGAAUGACCUUCCCUGCCAGGAUCAGUACCAGCAUGAAGUGGACUGGUGGAGCAAGCUGUUCUGGGCCACGGGAGAUGCUAAGGCCCUGCAGUAUAAGUACAAAGACUACCAUACCCUGAAGGUGUAUGACUGUGAGCUGGAAGCCGUGCCCGCCUUUGAAGGCCUGCAGGACUUCUGCCAGACCUUCAGACUCUACCAAGAAGAGCCCAAGUUGGACAGCCCUGUGGUAGGGGAGUUCAAGGGCCUUUUCCGCGUCUACCCCUUUCCUGAGGAUCCAAAAGCCCCCAAGCCCCCCCGCCAGUUCUUGGUUUGGCGCAACAAAGAGGACUUCCCUCAGGAGUGCUUGGUGCGUGUGUACGUGGUUCGAGCCAUCAACCUGCAGCCCCAAGAUUCCAAUGGCCUGUGUGACCCUUAUGUGAUCCUGAAACUGGGACAGACAACGAUGGGCAACCGGGACAAGUACUGCCCCAACACUCUGAAUCCCAUCUUCGGCAUUAUGUUUGAACUGAGCUGUACCAUCCCCCUGGAGAAGGACCUAGAGAUCCAGCUAUAUGACUUUGACCUGUUCUCACCUGAUGAAAAGAUUGGAACCACAGUCAUUGACCUCGAAAACCGACUCCUGUCUGGCUUUGGUGCCCGUUGUGGGCUCUCCAAAUCCUACUGCUAUGCAGGGCCCUUUAGGUGGCGGGAUCAGAUGACCCCAAGCUUCCUCCUGGAACGCCAUGCCAAACAGAAAGGGUUGCCUCCGCCUUUGUUCAGUCCUGAAGAGGACACUGUUUUUUACAAUGGGAAAAAAUUCAAACUGCAAAGCUUCGAGCCCAAGCCCCCUCCUGUUCAUUACUUGGGACCUAAGAAAGAACGCCUUGCCCUGUACCUCCUGCACACCCAGGGGCUGGUGCCUGAGCAUGUGGAGACCCGCACACUGUACAGCAAUAGCCAGCCAGGCAUUGACCAGGGAAAGGUACAAAUGUGGGUGGACAUCUUCCCCAAGAAGCUUGGGCCUCCUGGCCCCCCAGUAAACAUCAGGCCCAGAAAGCCUAAAAGGUAUGAGCUGCGCUGCAUUGUCUGGAAAACUGCCCAAGUGGACCUGAGGAGAAGUUUAACCAGCGGGAUGAGUGACAUCUAUGUCAAAGGGUGGUUAGCUGGGCUCGAGAAGGACAUGCAGAAGACGGAUAUCCACUACCACUCUCUGACUGGAGAGAGCAACUUCAACUGGCGGUUCAUCUUCACUAUGGACUACCUGGCAGCUGAGCGUGUGUGUGUCCAGAGUCAGAAGGACUACAUAUGGAGCCUGGACCCCACGGUGAUGAAGUUCCCAGCCCGGCUUAUCAUCCAGAUCUGGGACAAUAACACCUUCUCCACAGAUGACUUCCUAGGCGUCCUGGAGCUGGAUCUGUUUGACAUGCCCCUCCCGACCCGGCACGCCAACCUGUGCUCCAUCAGGAUGAUGGAGACUAACUCCAAGUGGCCCUACUUCCUCCAGUAUAAGCACUUCUCCCUCUUUAAGAAGAAGACCAUAACAGGCUGGUGGCCUGCCCAAGUCCUCGAUGGUGGCACAUGGCACAUGUCGGGUAAAGUGAAGAUGACGCUGGAGAUUCUGUCAGAGAAGGAAGCCUUAAUCAAGCCAGCAGGGCGAGGCCAAUCAGACCCCAAUCAAUACCCUACACUUCAUCCUCCCCUACGCCCCAAUACCUUGUUCAUAUUACGGUCACCUGUGACAAUCCUCUGCCGCGUUUUCUGGAAACGCUACCACUUCAAAAUCAUCAUCGGUGCAAUCAUAUUUAUUAUAGCACUUAUGCUGUUCAGCUUUAUCUACUCUGCACCGAACUACUUAGCCAUGAACUGGGUCAAACCUGAACUUCGGCUGAAUGCUCCCAUUAAAACACCCAAGAAUAUCAUGAAUCCAACGAGCAGCAGCAAUGCCCACUCUUCCAUCCUCACCACCCAGCAUCAGAACCUAAAUUCUACAACAGACCAUGAGCUGAAACUCUUCCAGGGACCAUGAAUCGCCUGCAAGACAUUUUUCCAGAACUUCCAGCCCCACAAGACUAAUUAGUCCAUGUCUGCCUGGCU